AUGAACCCCAUGCUGGGCCUGAGCUUACUUCUGGCUGGCCUCCUAGCUGUUAUGGGUCUUCCACAAUAUAAUCACUCUCCAAAUAUCCAUGCAUCUAUGAGCCAGGCCCAUGCAGGGAAGGGAAGACGGGCAGCCCAGGAGCUUGCCAAAAGGAACACAGACUUUGGCUUCAAGCUUUUCAAGACGUUAGCUUCCAGAAACCCUAGCAAGAACAUCUUCUUCUCCCCCUUAAGCAUCUCUAUGGCCUUCUCCAUGUUGUGCUUAGGUGCCCAGGACUCCACUCUGUCUGAGAUCAAGCAAGGCUUCAACUUCAAGGAGCUUCCAGACAGGGAUGUCCAUGAGGGUUUCCACUACCUUAUUCAGAGGCUGCAAAAGGGAAGCCAGGACAUCAAGCUGGACCUGGGGAACAUGCUGUUCUUAGAUGAGAGGCUGCAGCCCCAGGAGAAGUUUCUGACAGAUGUCGAGAAGGUGUAUAAUGCAGAAACCAUUCCUACUGACUUCCAUAACUUAGAAGUUACUCAGAAGGAGAUCAAUGACUAUGUUAGUCAGAAAACCCAUGGGAAAAUUAACAACUUGGUCCAGAAUAUAGACUCUGGCACUGUGAUGCUUCUUAUAAAUUAUCUUUUCUUUCAAGUCAGGUGGCUACAUGAGUUUGAUCCAAAAUUAACCCAGGAGGAAGACUUUAUGCUGGACGAUAACAAGUAUGUGAAAGUGCCCAUGAUGUUCCGCGGGGGCCUGUACAAGGUUGGUCAUGAUGACAAGCUCUCCUGCACGAUUCUGGAAAUGCCCUACCAUGGAAACAUGACUGCUGUCUUCAUCCUUCCAGACGAGGAUAAUCUGCUUAAUGUGGAGGAAGCCUUGAUGGCCAAUGUGAUGGACAGAUGGAAAAAAAUAAUCUCAAAGAGUGUUGUAGAUGUGUACAUGCCCAGAUUCUCCAUCACUGGCACCUACAACUUGAAGAAGGUACUCUCCCACAUGGGAAUCACGAAAAUCUUCGAGGAGCAUGGUGAGCUCACCGGGAUCUCCCCUCACCGCAGCCUGAAGGUGGGAGAGGCAUUCCACAAGGCCAAGCUGAAGAUUGACGAGAAGGGGACAGAAGGUGCAGCCGCCUCCGGAGCCCAGACACUGCCCAUGGAGACACCACUGGAGGUCAAGUUCAACAAGACCUUUCUGAUGAUGAUCGAUGAUGACCUCACAGCUUCCACGUUGUUCCUGGGAAAGAUCGCCAAUCCUGGUGGGAAAUAA
Molecule: messenger RNA, 1245 nt
Organism: Elephantulus edwardii (Cape elephant shrew)
Lineage: Eukaryota; Metazoa; Chordata; Mammalia; Macroscelidea; Macroscelididae
Gene: SERPINA12
Product: serpin peptidase inhibitor, clade A (alpha-1 antiproteinase, antitrypsin), member 12
Exons: 4
Coding region: 1-1245 (414 amino acids)
Biological process (GO): negative regulation of endopeptidase activity
Molecular function (GO): serine-type endopeptidase inhibitor activity
Source: RefSeq, a predicted model, not a curated record